Necator americanus (New World hookworm) is the source of this 375-nucleotide messenger RNA. RefSeq lists its product as uncharacterized. NCBI's taxonomy places the organism in Eukaryota, Metazoa, Nematoda, Chromadorea, Rhabditida, Ancylostomatidae. The record is from RefSeq and is a predicted model, not a curated record. The transcript is spliced from 2 exons. Bases 1 to 375 code for a protein of 124 amino acids.
AUGCUUGCCCAAAGACGCAGGUGGAUUCAGGAUGGACUCCCUGUUUCUGCUGAGCCAGGACUCACUCAUGACAUCGUUGUAUCCCGCACGUCGGUCCGGCCAAAAGCCUGCAAUCAAGUGACUGGGAGGUGCAAGGGAGGCGCUUCGGAGUCGCUUCCAACAAAUAAGCUCCAAAUGUCCACUCCGAGAGAACGGAAGUUCUCCCAAAAACUCAUGGGACUAGAGGCUUGCAACCUGCCCAUGGGCUACCAAAACGGAAAAGGACUAGGAUGGCGAUCUGUACUUAUAACGCUUGCAUCGGAAGCGGCCAUCGAAGAUCUGAUGAUGCUAGCCAAGAAGAUCAAGUACGACGUCAUCGGACUGACCGAGACGUGA